AAUUAGAAUUUUUUUUUAUUUUUUUUACAUCAGCAGGAUCGAAUUAGAUUUCUCAAAUUUAAUUUCACCACCUUUUUAUUUCUCGGAAAAAAAUUAUAAACCUACCUUGACUACCUAAGUCACAUAUUAAAAAUAAGAAGCUCAAAAAGAACAAAGUUAAAGCAUCCACUUAAAUUCCAAAGUAAAUUCACUCUCACCACCAACAUAGUAUGUAAAAAGAAAGGAAUUUGAACUCUCAGAAGUCAGAACUGGGUAAUCUUUGUUUGUAUUAUUCUCUCUGUAAAUAAUCAUCACUACUAAUCUGCUAUUUUAAUUGUUAAUCACCAUUACUAUAGUCAAACCCAUUUCAAUUUUUGAACAAAAAAAACCUUCUUUUUUUUAUUUCACACUCUUCUCUACAACACACAAACACAUUCCAAAUUCCAAAAAUCCAAAAAAUCAAUCUCCCUCUCUUACUCCCAUUCUCUCUCCUCUGUUUUUCUCUGGGGUUGUAGAACAAGAACAAGAACAAACUCUGUAUUUUGUGUAUAUUUCUGUAAUUAGAGAGAGAAAGUGAGAUUUUUAGAGAGAGAAAUUGAAAGAGAAAGUGACCAUUCAUUGAAAGAGAGAGAGAAAGAAAGAAGGGGUGUUGUGGGGGUUCACUUUGAGAAAGGAGUAAAGCAUAAAUCAUCAGUGGGUAGUAAUAGUAAUAGUAAUACUAAUACUAGUAGUAUUUCAUUUCAUCCCCAUUUUUUGUAGGGUUCAUUGCCCACUAAAAAAUUAAUCUAAAACCCCCUAUUUUUUUUCUCUCUCUCUUUUUUUUUGAAAUUUAACAACCAAAAUAUUGAUUGAUAGAGAUUUGGAUUAGCUGAGAUUAAAACUUGACAUUAAUACUGAUUUUUUUAAUGGUGGAAAUGUUGGGUUCAAUUUUGAACUGAAUUUGUGACGAUCUUUUCUGGGUAUUUUAAGAUCUUAUGGUGUGGAGUUUUUUCUAUAUUAAGCACUGAAAAAUCGCGAUUGCUUCUUGUAUUGUACAUACGUAUGCUUGUGAGGCGAAGAUUGUAGAAGUUGGGAGAGGCACUAGGGUGAGUGGUGUUGUGUUAAAAAGGCGAAGAUGACAUCAGAUGUGCCUCUAGAUUAUGCUGUAUUUCAGUUGUCUCCUAGACGGUCACGCUGUGAGCUGUAUGUUUCCUAUGAUGGCACUACGGAGAAGCUCGCAUCAGGACUUGUAAAGCCUUAUGUUACUCACUUAAAGACUGCAGAAGAGCAGGUUGCAUUGGCUGUGAAGUCAAUUAAACUUGAGGUGGACAGAUAUAAAAAUGCAGAGACAUGGUUUACAAAGGGGACUCUUGAGAGAUUUGUGCGAUUUGUUGGCACACCCGAGGUUUUGGAAAUGGUCAACACAUUUGAUGCAGAGAUGUCCCAGCUAGAAGCAGCUCGCAGAAUCUACUCACAGGGAGCAGGUGAUGAUCAAUCGAGUGCAUCAGGUGGGGAUGGAACUGGAGCUUCUGCGGCAUCCAAUGCCACAAAGAAGGAGCUACUGAGAGCCAUUGAUGUGCGGCUUGCAGCAGUUAAGGAAGACUUGACUACAGCUUGCUCCCGUGCUUCUGCUGCUGGUUUCAAUCCUGUAACGAUAUCAGGAUUACAGCAUUUUGCAGAUCGCUUUGGCGCUCAUCGCCUCAGUGAAGCUUGCAGCAAAUUCAUCACCCUUUCUCAGCGACGUGCUGACCUCUUCAUCAACAGCCAACCACCGACAACAUGGAAGUCCUCCGAACUUGCCCUGCGCUCCUCCUGCAGCUCCGAUAUGUCCCUUGAUGAACCCUCUGAUGACCAGCCUAAGCCCUCCCCCGUUCCCACCACCACCAAGGUCACCUUCCCUUUACGCCGCUUUUCUAGGGAGCCCAGUCCUAGCUCUGUUGAUGAUGGAGAGGAAAGAGAAAGUGCCAAAGCCAUAGAAAAGGACAUAGAAAAAGACAAAACUGCGGUCCCCACCACUUCUACUUGUAACUCAACGACUGAGUCAGAACAAUCUCCCUCCACGUCAACUCAGACACCUCAGCUCACCAGACGGCUCAGCGUGCAAGAAAGAAUAAGUAUGUUUGAGACCAAGGCUCAGAAGGAUAUUUCCCCCUCCCCUACUACUGUUGUUUCUGGUGGGGGAAAACCUGAGCUCCGUCGACUGUCAUCCGACGUUACUUCUUCAACUGACAAGGCUGUUUUACGGAGAUGGAGUGGUGCGAGUGACAUGAGUAUUGAUGUUAGUGGGGAGAGGAAGGAGCCUGACAGCAAUGCCAACACUCCUACACCCACGUCCACUUCUAUACCCCAUCCCGUUUUCCUUCCAAAAUCUAAGGAUCAGAGUGAUUUAAAGGCGGAGGACGUUAAGGAAUCUAAGGUGCUGGUGAGACCGAAAUUUGGUUCCCAAUCGGCUGUUUUAUCUGGUGGUGGUUCUGGUUUGGAGGAGUCUCCGGCAUCUGAGGCAAAUUCUAAAAUCGCAUCUUUCUCAGGGAGAUCAUCAGAGAGUUUGGGAUUGAAGGAUGAACAAAGUGGUGGGGUGGUCCGUUCAACUGUGAUGCCUUUUGGCAAGUGUGAGGAAUUCAGGUUAGAGAAUCAGCCAUCCUCUAUUCAGACUCAGAUUAGAUCUCGGCCUGGGAAAACAGAGCAGUUGGAUUCCUGUGAUCAGAUAGCCACAGAGGAGAAGGUAAAGAGCUCUCUGGGUGGUGGAAGCAAACCACAGGAGGAUACAGGGAAGAAUUUUGGUGCAUCUGCAUUUGCCAUGGAUGGAAAUUCUGGUGGUGUACAAUGUGACAUUGAGGAUGAGCAGAUGAGGGAUCAGCAGGUUCGCAGAUCAACUUACCGGACAUCUCGUAGGAGAACAGUUGACGUUGCAUCGGAAUCAGCAGCGUCUGAAACUUAUUCUCAGGCUGUUACUCAGAACAAAGGAGGUGAGGCUUAUUCCAUGCCUGCUGAUCCUAGGUGGAGAUAUGUAGGGGGAGAAGUUGAUAAGGCUGGAAGGAAAGAUUCUGGGUCAUUUGAGAAGCAGGCCGACAGUUUAUUAAUACAAAUGGAAAAUUCUGCUUCGUACAGAGGAAAAUUUCAAGGGCAUGGUUCUUUUGAUCAAAUGAAGAAACCUGGGGCUAGAUGGGAAGAGAGUGGUGCUGGAAUCCAGCAGGAUUCAGCUGGGAGAAAUGUAUUUGAGAAUAAGGAAGUUUCUUCCUCAACAUCUUCAUUCUCUGUGGAUCAAGUUCAGAGGGUAAGACAGCCAAAAGUUAAUCUGGGGGUGAAUGAUGAUCUGAAAUUGAAGGCAAACGAGCUUGAGAAAUUGUUUGCUGAGCACCAACUUCGUGCUCCUGUUGAUCAAUCAAAUUCUGCUCGGAGAACCAGGCCUGUUGAUAUGUUCAUGGAGCAGGAAAUAACUUCUGUCAAUAAGAAACCUGUGAUAGAGGCUUCUCCUGCCCAGAUUACUACCAUGAAGUUCGAGGGUGAGCCUGCAGCAGGUUCUGGUAGUAAAGAGAGGAACAAUUCUACUCCAAUGACGAAAUUUGUUGGUAAUCAGGAAUAUGAUGUCACACCAAAGCAAAACAUUUACAGCCUUAGCUUUACAGAUGAUUCUAGAGGAAAAUUGUAUCAGAAGUAUAUGCAGAAGAGGGAUGCCAAAUUACGGGAUGACUGGAGUUCAAAAAGAACUGAAAAGGAAUCUAAGAUGAAGGCAAUGCAGGAUAGCCUUGAGAAAAGUAGAGCUGAGAUGAAGGUCAAGCUGGCAGGAUCUGCAAACAAGAGAAAUUCUGUUAAUGAUGUUCGUCGGCGGUCAGAGAAAGUGAGAUCAUAUAAUUCCCGAUCAGCAUUGAAGAGAGAGCAGCCUAUUGACUCUCUCUUGAGUGAUGGGGAUGAAGAUCAAGCUGAAUUUGUUGGAAAAAAGCUCAGUGAGACAUAUUUGGGAGAUGCCUCUUCUAGAAGUGCACAAAACAGAAAGGUUGUACCCAGCAAAAGUAUAGCAUCCUCUACACCUCGUAACUCUGCAGCACCUAUUCCUAGGUCUUCUGGGAAAGCUUCUAAUUCUGCUGCAGGGAGAAGAAGGAUGCCUUAUGAUAACCCUCUUGCACAGUCGGUUCCUAAUUUCUCUGAUUUACGAAAAGAAAACACAAAGCCAUCACCUGCAGGAAGUAAACUAGUCCGUCCUCAAGGAAGAAACCAUGCUCGCAAAAAGAGUGUUAGUGAAGAUUUGCCACUUGUUAAUGAAGAAAAGCCACGACGACUUCACUCUUUGAGAAAGAGCACAGCUAAUCCCAUGGAAUUGAAUGAUUCCCGUAAUUCUGAUGAUCUUGAUGAUGCUGUCUUCACACCAUCAAAACAUGGUAAAGAGGAGAAUGAGGUUUAUCUUAAUUUCUCAAAGGAUAUAGAAUCAAAGGCUUUUCCAAGAAAAGGUAACGGUGUUGGACAUAUAUCUGGUGUGGGUAGAGCAAAAGCUUCAAUGAUGGUUGAGGCAUUGGGAAAUGGGCAUGAUUUUGAUGAAGAGAGUUUUGAAACGGAAGAGAUGACAGAUGUAGCCAAAGACGAAGAGGAUGAUUUUGAAACCACAGUAGGUGGAGAAUCGGCUGACAUGGACAACAGUAAAGGAAGAUUGAGCCAGGAGUCUGACAAGUCAGCAAUUUCUGGGUAUGGAAACAGCAAUGCUCUUGGAAUGGAAGGCCCUGCUUCUGUCACUGAAUUACCUACUUCCAUGUCUUCUCUUUUUCGUUCCAUGGGAUCCAUUCAAGACUCACCAGGAGGAAGUCCUGGGUCUUGGAAUUCACGUGUGCAUAACCCUUUUUCCUUUUCACAUGAAAUCUCAGACAUUGAUGCGUCUGACUCACCAGUUGGGAGCCCUGCGUCUUGGAACUUCCACUCUCUAACACAGACAGAUGCCGAAGCUGCUAGAAUGAGAAAAAAGUGGGGAGCUACCCAGAAACCUAUUGUUGGUGACUCAUCACCUAGCUUGUCACGCAAGGACAUGACUAAAGGUUUAAAGAGAUUCUUGAAAUUUGGAAGGAAGAACCGUGCAACUGAGAGUCUGGCAGACUGGAUCUCCGCAACCACAUCAGAAGGGGAUGAUGAUACUGAAGAUGGAAGAGAUCUUACUAAUCGGUCAUCAGAAGAUUUGAGAAAGUCAAGAAUGGGAUUUUCACAUAGUCAUAAUUCUGACGAGGGAUUCAAUGAUAAUGACCUGUUCAAUGACCAAGUUCAAACAUUACAAGGUUCAAUCCCAACUCCACCAGCAAAUUUCAAAUUUAGGGAUGAACAUCUUUCUGGAAGUUCUCUGAAAGCCCCCAAGUCAUUCUUCUCACUUUCAAAUUUCCGGAGCAAGGGAAAUGACUCAAAGCCCAGAUAACAUUUAAGGUACAGCAUAUACCAUACUGGAAGAUUGUUGCGAUGCUCAGAACCAUCUCAAGAGAAUGUGAUGUUAAGGAUGGGAAGCAUAGAACAUACUCGGGAACUCUUGAGGUAAAAAGCAGGUACAGCACCAUAAAUCAGCAUCUAUUGUUGCUUUGAUACUACUGAGAUGUAGUUGGUUUCAAGAUAUGUUGUAUAUUUGUAAUGGUUGAACAGUUGCCAAUUGGCGGAAUGAUACUGUGAUUUUUGGUAGUGCCACAGCAUUCUUUCUUCUUCCUUUGCAGAUGUCUUGUGUAUUACACCUAUCUACCCAAAUUUUACUGCAUCUAUUCAUGGGAUUAAAGUCCUGGAAUAAUAGUAGAGGGAAGAGAUUUUUGCACUGCCGAAGUUGAUAUUUACAAUCAUUCUUGUGAGAGGAGCAUUGCAAAAUGCAUUCUUGAGGGUUGGGAGUGUAAAGAUCAACUUUUGAAGUGUAAAAAUUCUAAACCCUUUUCUUUUUAAGCUCUCCUAAAGUUUGGGUUAGCUUUGAUCAACUCAA
Chenopodium quinoa (quinoa) is the source of this 5887-nucleotide messenger RNA. RefSeq lists its product as uncharacterized. Lineage: Eukaryota; Viridiplantae; Streptophyta; Magnoliopsida; Caryophyllales; Amaranthaceae. Bases 1094 to 5347 code for a protein of 1417 amino acids. The transcript has 11 exons. The record is from RefSeq and is a predicted model, not a curated record.